AUUUCCCAAGGCGCCAACCCCACAUCGCUGUCUCAUCCGAUGCCCUCUCAGAACCAGCAUGUCUUUGCCAUCCAUCCACGAAGAUGGCGGCGCAACUAUUGUCGUGGCCCAUGCAGAUCUACCGGAUCCACCCAUGACGCUCGACGAAAAAGACGAGAAGCUUGCGGCCGCACAUAAACUCAUCAGCACCAAGUACGACGCUGGGGUACCGUUUUUCACCAAGGACAGUUUUCGAGAUAUUGUGCAGCAACUCGAAAGCGGUGGAAAUCCCGAUCACGAAGUUUCCGUAGUUGGCCUGGACGGUGCUUCUGUCUGUUUCCAAAUCAACACUGGAAAGGAACAUCCAGACCAUCCAUUUGGGAAUGAUUAUGUUUGUAUCAUGACAAAACCAAUACUCGAAUAUCAUGAUGUAAAUGAGCUCCUAGCCGACGAGGAUCUGCACUACUACUCGCUGAGGCGUGCCUAUCUUCCAGUCGAGGUAGCCCACUGGACCGAAAUACGGCGUGCACACACCGGCGAGCUUGUAAGCCCAUGGCCAGCUGCAGACUAUGCCACUGUGCGGCAGAGGUUCGAGCAGGCGAGGCGUUCCUUGGAACGGAGCGAACUUUUUGCGCAGAUCCGGUCCAUGCUCACGUCGACUACGAUCCCACGUGGGAUUCAAAAGAUUGUGGCCCUGGCAUGUUCCACCUUGACAUGGGCCGGCGAGUCCAGGCGCAGUAUGGCCCAGCACGCCCUUGCCCUGGCGAUUGGCGAUGUCUUAGGCGGCGGCGGUGACGGUGGACUCAAAUGCUACGCACAGGACCCAGUCUAUACGCCCGUCGACGAGCAGGUCCUACGCGAAGCUGGUUUUAACGUUCUUGAUGACCCGAGGGCCUUCCUCGAGGUCGACGAGGAGAGUGUCGUUAUUGCUAUUGCCGCUGACAUUCCAAUUAGGCAGAUCAUAGCAGAUAUCGCGCGGCCAGCGAUAAUGAUCCUACAUGAGGUCGUUCCUUCAAAUCGAAGCGUGGUGUGGGCCGACCCCGUGUCGCCGCGUGUGGAAGAGAUGUUGAAAGAAUAUACCGAGUUGGUGUUCCCGGCUGACAAUGAAACCUUUGGCAAUUUGUCAGUCUAUAUUCGAAAGGCGUAAUCAACAAGAGACCAGGUAAAGUUAGGAAUACUUAGCUUUAUACAAACUCUACAAAGUUAUAUUAUAUAAAAGCUAGUUAAAU
Diaporthe batatas is the source of this 1208-nucleotide messenger RNA. RefSeq lists its product as uncharacterized. The record is from RefSeq and is a predicted model, not a curated record. Bases 59 to 1126 code for a protein of 355 amino acids. The transcript has 3 exons. Lineage: Eukaryota; Fungi; Ascomycota; Sordariomycetes; Diaporthales; Diaporthaceae.